GUGGUGGUAAUAUCAAUGCUGGCAACUGGUUUUCAUUUUUUUUUUGCAAACUUUCUGUAAAAAAUGUGCCACACAUGGAUAAAAUUAGAGAUUAAGAUAAAUUAUAUAAUGUUCUAAAAAACAGUCGAAUUUAACAGCAGGAAAAACUACAUUUCCUAUGUCCCUUUCUCAGCGGAAGCCCUAAACCAGGAUAACGGCAGUGGAGCUGUGUAGUCAUUUCUCGAGACUGUAUCAUGGCAACGGACGCGCAGCUGAACUACAGUACCCACAAGGCACUGCUGCUCCAGCCUACAGUACAUUCUGCUGCUUAUCCGGGGAUGUCACACCGCUGCUAUUUUCUCCCCUCAGUCCCUCUCACUCUCAGCCUACAGCUCCAGCGGACUGACACGGGGCUUUGGAUAGAAAAAAAAAACGAACAAUAAGAUACAAAACAGAGGCCAAAAAUGGCAGAGCUUGGAGCGGGAAGCCUGCCGUUAGGGGAUCCUGCUUUUAAUUACCAGGAGCACGAGCUGAACGAGCGGCUGAAGCGGCUCUACCCGGCUGUGAACGAGGAAGAGACCCCUUUACCCCGAUCCUGGAGCCCCAAGGAUAAAUACAGCUACAUUGGGCUGUCACAGAACAACCUGCGGGUCCAUUACAAAGGUCAUGGUAAGAACCACAAGGAUGCAGCAUCAGUGCGAGCAACACACCCAAUCCCUGCUGCCUGUGGGAUCUACUACUUUGAGGUCAAGAUUGUCAGCAAAGGUCGAGACGGGUACAUGGGCAUCGGCCUGUCUGCCCAGGGAGUCAACAUGAACAGACUGCCUGGAUGGGACAAGCACUCAUACGGUUACCAUGGAGACGACGGCCACUCCUUCUGCUCCUCUGGGACCGGCCAACCAUACGGCCCAACAUUCACCACGGGGGAUGUGAUUGGCUGCUGCGUUAACCUCAUCAACAACACUUGCUUUUACACCAAAAAUGGCAUUAGUUUAGGUGUAGCCUUCACAGACCUCCCUCCCAACCUGUACCCCACUGUGGGGCUUCAAACUCCGGGUGAGAUCGUAGACGCUAACUUUGGCCAGCAGCCGUUUGUCUUCGACAUCGAGGACUACAUGAGCGAAUGGAGGGCCAAGAUCCAUGGCAUGAUCGCUCGCUUCCCCAUAGGAGAGAGGCUGGGGGAGUGGCAGGCUGUCCUGCAGAAUAUGGUGGCCAGCUACCUGGUGCAUCAUGGGUACUGUGCCACAGCAACAGCCUUUGCCAGAGCCACAGAGACAAUGAUACAAGAGGACCAGACAUCUAUAAAGAACAGACAGAGAAUACAGAAGCUGGUGCUGGCAGGACGGGUGGGCGAAGCCAUAGAGGCAACUCAGCAGCUUUAUCCCGGCCUGUUAGAACACAAUCCCAACCUACUAUUCAUGUUGAAGUGUCGUCAGUUCGUGGAGAUGGUGAACGGUACAGACAGCGAGGUUCGCUGCUUGACCAUUCGCUCCCCCAAGUCCCAGGACAGUUACCCCGGCUCCCCCAGCCUCAGCCCCCGCCACGGAGCCGGCAACACACACCUGCACUCCGGAGGAGCAGACAGCCCCACCUGCAGUAACGGAGUGACUCCUCCCAGCAAGACAAAGAGCUACAGCGGCACUGGCAGCAGCAGCAUCAAAUACCCCAGCGUGUCCUCCUCCGCCUCCUCCUCCACCUCCUCCUCCCCUUCCUCCGUCAACUACUCCGAGUCCAACUCCUCCGACUCCACUAAGAGCCAGCCACACAGCGCCAACAGCACCCAGGAAACCAGUGACAGUGAGAUGGAGAUCGAAGCAGAGCACUAUACCAACGGGGUUGUUGAGGGCUCCUCAGCACGGAUCAUGAAUGGCACAUACAAACACGAAGAGAUCCUGCAGCCAGACGACAACAGCAUCGGCAAUGGGGUCACAGCAGAUGAGGGUUGUAGUAAUGGUAGACAGCUUUGUGGAGGGAACCAGGCGGCCACAGAGAGGAUGAUCCAGUUUGGACGGGAACUGCAGGCGCUCAAUGAACAGCUGUGCCGCGAGUAUGGCAAGAACGCCACACACAAGAAGAUGUUACAGGAUGCAUUCAGCCUGCUAGCGUACUCAGACCCCUGGAGCUGCCCCGUGGGCCAGCAGUUAGACCCUACGCAGAGAGAAGCACUCUGCUCCGCACUCAACAGCGCCAUACUGGAGUCCCAAAAUCUGCCUAAGCAGCCUCCGCUGAUGUUAGCGCUCGGCCAGGCCACCGAGUGUGUUCAGCUCAUGGCCCGAGUCCGGUCUGGUUCCUGCUCCUUCGCCAGAGUAGACAACUUUUUGCACUAGCCCAGGUCCAGGUUAAUGUUAAGUAGCACUGAGAGAAGGCAUGUCCAGCAGGUAGUUGUCAUGGCGACGGAGGAAAGAGCAUGCGUGUGAUUGGUGUGUUUGGCUGUCCGUCAGACCGAGCCAGCGGCACAGACAGAGGAGCAGAGGAGAGCGGGAGAGAAGAAGGCUUCCUUUUAAUUUAGUAUUAUCAAAUAAAGAAAUGUGUGACACUAUUUAAAGAUAAUUAAUUA
Messenger RNA from Centropristis striata (black sea bass), 2536 nucleotides. It is a transcript of the gene ranbp10, whose product is annotated as RAN binding protein 10. Bases 444 to 2306 code for a protein of 620 amino acids. The transcript has 15 exons. The record is from RefSeq and is a predicted model, not a curated record. Gene Ontology annotation, biological process: cytoskeleton organization; cell surface receptor signaling pathway. NCBI's taxonomy places the organism in Eukaryota, Metazoa, Chordata, Actinopteri, Perciformes, Serranidae. Gene Ontology annotation, molecular function: protein binding. Gene Ontology annotation, cellular component: cytoplasm.